Messenger RNA from Closterium sp. Naga37s-1, 357 nucleotides. NCBI's taxonomy places the organism in Eukaryota, Viridiplantae, Streptophyta, Zygnematophyceae, Desmidiales, Closteriaceae. The record is from the annotation of a GenBank genome assembly.
AUGGCAGCCUUCAAGUACCCUCAUCUACUCGAGGUGGCUCCCUUAGUAUCAUCAAACGCCAUAGCAGCCUUCAAGGACCCUCAUCUGGUCGCUCCAGACGACCUGCUGCUGCGCCUGGCUCGCCUUGCCCUCGCCUGCACCGCCAUGCCCACCGUGUCGCGCCCAACCAUGGCGCAAGCUGUGGGGCAGCUGCAGGCGAUGGAGAAGGAGGUGGCCGGGCGGGAGGUGGACCGGGCCGCGGUGCGCAUUGACAGGGAGAUAGAGGGCGCUGCUGGCGCUGUUGACUUUGAUGCAGAGCUUGCACGGGCAAUGCAUGUGGGUGGUGGUGGUGGUGGUACCGGUACCAGCAGCUUGUGA